AUGUCGAGUGCAACUUCAAUGCAAGAAUCAUCUUCGGAUGAACGACGUUUUCUUCAUUAUACAAUGAAAAUAACGAAACGUUUAGAAACAAGAAAUUUCUUUUGUAAUAUAUUAGGUAUGAAAAUUUUACGUCAUGAAGAAAUGGAUUCGGGUUGUUCAGCACAAUGCAAUGGUGAUUAUCAAUCUCCAUGGUCAAAAACAGUAGCGGCUUAUGGAGAUGAACAUUCAUUUUUUGCUUUUGAAUUAAAUUUUAAUUAUGAUGUCGAAGGAUAUAAAUAUGGAAAUGAUUUUUCAUCUGUAACAAUACAUAAUCGACAAGCUGUUGCGAAUGCUCGUCAACAUCUUGACAAUCAAUUUAUCGAGAAGGAUAAUCAACAAUCAAUAACAAUUCGUUCACCUGAUGGUCAUCAUUUUAUAUUAAUUGAUGAAGAUGUUCGUCCAGGUGAUGAUCCUGUUCGAUGUUUAUCAUUAAAUGUUUCGAAUUUAACUAAAUCUAUUGAUUAUUAUACACGUUUAUUAAAAAUGAAAAUUAACGAAAAAGAAUCAAAUGAUAAACAUGUUAAACUUUAUUAUGGUUUAACAACAAAUCAAGAAUCACAAGUUCAAACAAAAACAGGUUUUCUUAUUGAUAAACAAUGUCAAUUAGAAUUAAUUGGACUUAAUCAAGCAAUUGAACGAGGUACCGGUUAUGGUCGAAAAGCAUUUUCAUGUCCAAGACAUGAUAUUGAUAUACUACAAAAAAUGAUGGAAAAAGAAGGAUUUACUGUACUUAUACCUGCAAUGGAAUUAGGUGGAUUAUUAGAUUUUAAUAAAGAAAAAAUUGUGAUUUUACAAGAUCCUGAUGGACAUGAAAUAUGUUUUGUUGGUGAAGAAAAUUAUUACAAAGGAUGCGAAACUGAUUGUGAUGCUGAAAAGAAAUUUUUAAAAGGCCUUGAAAAUAAACCUGAUGAUCCAGAUAAAUAUUUAAUCGGUGAAGAUGAAUCAACAAAACGACAUGAAAAAUCAUAG
Molecule: messenger RNA, 1008 nt
Organism: Adineta steineri
Lineage: Eukaryota; Metazoa; Rotifera; Eurotatoria; Adinetida; Adinetidae
Source: the annotation of a GenBank genome assembly